Vollenhovia emeryi is the source of this 1589-nucleotide messenger RNA. RefSeq lists its product as uncharacterized. The transcript has 8 exons. NCBI's taxonomy places the organism in Eukaryota, Metazoa, Arthropoda, Insecta, Hymenoptera, Formicidae. The coding region runs from base 461 to 1396 and encodes 311 amino acids. The record is from RefSeq and is a predicted model, not a curated record.
UCCAUGAGCGGCCUUUGGUCGCACAGUCGCAUAGGGAGGGGAUUCGAGAACAUUUAGGAAAGACGGAGAGGGAGAGAUCCCGGCGAAGAAGGCACACUGCGAAGAAGCGGGACGCCGGGACUCUCCAUCGAGACAGCACCACGUACGCACGGGUUGCCGAGGGUCGCUCAGUAGUUAUUAUACAUAAGUGUUAAGUGAAUAAACCCAGUAUUAAUCUAACGUGUACUCCUUUGCCACCGCCGAUACUCCUAACACAUCCUGGCACUAGGGACGGCGGACGGUCGGGGGAAGGAAACACGAAGGUCACCGGGAUCGUUCGGACACGCGGUCGUCCAACGGAUCCCGCUCAGUACAAGCUCGCUACGCAUACAACCAGGGAAGCGGAGACGAGAAGAAGAAUAUUCAAUCCACCCACCCCAUACUUUCACGUGAUAGUUACGUUCCAUCGCAAAUCGUACAAAUGAAGAUGGUGGAUAAAAUCGAGAUGAGUCUGGAAGGCGGCGGCGGCAGUUCACCCCGUCGAGCACGUCGGGAACAGAGAGCUGGCGGUGGCGUCAUGCAAGGACGACAUCGUACUAGUAUUACGCGCACCGCAUUAAAAGUUUGUGGUGUACUAACCAUUUUGGCUUUGCCGUUUUUUGUUCCUAAGGCUCUCGCGUACUUCCGCGGCAAAACUAAAAAGCAGAUUCACGAUCAAGAAGACUGUGAUGAAUUCAAUGAAAAUGAACCUUUAUGCACGGAAACUACAUCGAAAUCGAAAUCAACUAUUCAGAGUACUGUAACAAACCAAGAUGCUAGAGAAGUGGAAAACAAUACUUUAGAUAUUUCGACCAAUGAUGAGGAAAAACUCGCAGACGUAACAAAUAAAAUAAAUACUGAGGUUCCAGACAAACGUACAAUUAAAAACCCAAGUCGUUUUUUAAAAGCUUGUCAGAACAACAGUAAAACGAUUUUGCGGAUUGUGAAAUCCAUACAACAAAUACUUUUGGAUUCAAAUUUAUGCCAGUUACAAGAGGAAAAUAUUGAUUUGGACUUGCCGAUUUCUAAUGUUAAAAAUUUGCAUGAAUUUGAAAAAACACUCUGUGAAAAUUCUGCUGCUCGAUUGCAAUAUCAAAAAAAAAUUCGGACAAUAGGAGGUAUAACCCCACAUAAACAUGCACGAAACGCUAUGCGUUUAACGAUAGCUAACCCGUUAGCUUACCAAAUGACUUGGACCAGUAAAAAAAAUAAGAUAGAAACUCAAAACAUGAAAUUCAUUAACCUCAUUAUUGGAACCCUUAUUACUACUCGGAACAUUUCCAUCGCCGAUGUGCAGAAGGUAUUGAAGUCAUGGUUACAACAUGCCGGCCGUAUAUCUGAAAAAACAAAAGAAGAGAUACAAAAUGAACAAAACUGAAAAAGCUGCAAAAUUGCGACCUGUAGCGGUACUCCAAGUGCGGUCAACGAAAAGAGAGGCGUACUACUGCGAGAACUGACAUGCCGCCAUUUUGUGUUUAAAAAAUCGGAAAAAAUAUUUUUUAUGUACUUCAAGACAUGUACUUUCAUACGGACGAAACCGAAUAUGAAUAAAUCUUUUCAUUUUUUUUAAA